ACAAAAUCUCUUAAAAUACGUUUUCCAGCAGCUUGCAUGAAAUGUAAUUUUACUGUUUCUGUUUGUGCGUGGGGUGUACGUUACGUUAAUUCUAGAAGAUUCGGCUACUUUUCAGUGAAGUUAGUGUCCUGUGUUCGCUAACAGUAAUUACGGUAUCCCGGUGCAUCUAGCAGCAGGCCGAGACAGAGGCCCCGGUUUAGCCAACUGUGACAGACAACCAUUUCAGCCAAUGAAAUUGCUUAAAUCACUAGCUGUCAGGAGGUUUGACCAAUCAGCUUUCAUGAAAUCAGAAGCCCUCGCGGUUGAGAAGUGAACAAUGUGAAGACUAGCAUAAAUAAACUAGCAUAGCAGAUGAUUUGUCAUGUUACACAUACAAAAAUGCAAUUUUGUCCAAAAGCCUUCAGAAACGACCCCACACGUGUGACUUUACGAUAAAUUAACAGAUUAUUUUAGAACCAGACAAUGACUUUCAACGUGAAGUCAAUAUAGACUUAGCCUAAUGUUAGCAGUCUGUUGCCGAAAACGUUGCACCCACGUUGCUGAGCUUGCAAGCAAAUGUGGUGGUGAAUGUGAGCAGAAUGACGAAGACGCCUCCACAUAGACGAGGGAUCACUUUCGAGGUGGGAGAGCAGCUGGAGGCUCGCGACAGCCUGAAGAACUGGUAUGCAGCCAACAUAGAGAAGAUAGAUUAUGAAGAUGAGAAAGUGCUGAUUCACUACAGGCAGUGGAGCCAUCGCUAUGAUGAGUGGUUUGAUUGGAACAGCCCUUACCUGAGACCCAUGGAACGGGUACGGUUAAGGAGACAAGGCCUUCAGGAGAACCGUCAAGGAAUGGGUUUUCAAGUUAAUCAGAAAGUUUUGGCCAGCUGGUCAGAUUGUCGCUACUAUCCAGCCAAGGUUCGCUCAGUCAACAAAGAUGGCUCCUACACGGUUAAGUUUUUUGAUGGAGUGGUGAAGACUGUCAAGGGCAUCAAAGUGAAACCUUUUCAAAAGGAGAGAAAUUCUGGAAGGUCCGGCCAGCAGGGGAGGAGGAGAGAGCCGAAUGGCAAAGACUGGAGACCCAAACCGAAUGGAAGCGGGCGAAUGAACGGAUCCCGACACAGCAUAUCUGACCAUGAUGGAGAGAGUGAGAUGGACGAUGAUGAGGAGGACGUCAAGAGAAUGAAGGACGAUGGCAUCGAACUGCUAAACGGAACCCAGAAAAAGGAAGCGGAGAAGUUGUCCAACGGAGAUGAAGAGAUGCGGUUAGACGGCAAAGCCGAGGGUCAGGAUCCUGAAGAGAAGAUGGCAGUGGUGAAUGGAGAUGGGCUCCACACGGAGUCACCACAGGAGAAAAGUAAACGGCAGAGGGGCAGCGAAAAGACCCCCGAGGAGGAGGAGAAGGAAAAGGAGGAGAUGAAUGAGGAAACCUCAGGAGAAAACCCUGGACUAGCCAAAAGGACCAGGAGAAGCCUGACCGAAGAGAAAGAGGGCCAGAGCAAGGCCAGCGUCCCUCAGCUCAGGAAGAGGAGAGCGUCCCUUGGACAGACACCGCCUCCCAAGAGGAACAGGAGGGACACGAGCACAGACCGAAGCAGUCGAGCCCAGAAACAAGCCAGAUCAGAGUCCGUCCCAGCAGGUUCGGAGGUAAUCAGUAAAGAGCACAAAGGCCUAGUCAGCCCAUCAGAAAUCCCAAAGCCUGAGGCAGGGGCCGUGCCUGCACCUGAUCUGGCCACUCUCGUCAGACAACAAAUCCAUCUGCCGGCCACAAACAAAUACAGCAGAGAACCACUGUAUAGGGUCAUCAAAAACCAGCCACCACCAAUCCUGUCCAUUGAGUUGGACCACAACCCCUUCAAGUGUAAAGUGGCGGGCUGCCUGAAGUCUUUCCGCAAGGCCUCCCUCCUGCACUACCACAUGAAGUACUACCACGCCGAGAGCGAGCUCAGCCCACAGCGCAGCAUCCAGACACGCGCCUCUGAGAAACAGGCUGUUGGCAUGGAGACACCACGGCGACGGCGCACAGUCUCUUUACACUCCCCUCUGAGUGACAGCAAGUCAGGCCACCCACUGUCGCCCCCUGUUGCCAACGGGGAGCACCGACAACGGUUGCCUAACAGCGAGAAGAGCAAGGAAAACCAGCAGAUGAACCGCAAGUCCACUGAUGAUCCAGAUGGCAAAGCCAUGGAAAUAGGCGAACAUGAAAAGGAGAGGUUGAGAGAGAAAAGGCAGAAGGACUUCCUACGGAUCAAACUGAAGAAAAAGAAGAAGAGGAAGAAGAAGAUGAUGAGGUCCAAGUCAGACUAUAGCAGCAGUGAGGAGAACAUUGGCUUAAAUGCUCCUCACUGCACUCUGAAUUUGGCCCUCAAAUUACCCCUCUCCCACAAACACAACAACUCGGAACCCCACACACAGACGAUGCUCAAUGGUGAAGACAGUGCCAGUGAAUGGUCAACAGACAGCCCCACGUGGAGUGAGGACGAGCUGGAGGCGGAGCUUGACCUGACCACACCCCUCGCCGAGCAGGGUGUGGCUGUAGAGCCUCAUGGAGCAGAGAUUGUGCGCUGUGUGUGUGAGGUGCAGGAGGAGAACGACUUCAUGAUCCAGUGUGAGGAGUGUUUCUGCUGGCAGCAUGGAACGUGUAUGGGGCUCAUGGAGGACAGUGUGCCUGACACAUACUCCUGCUACAUCUGCAGAGACCCCCCUGCUCAGAGGCAGAGCCGGAGGUACUGGUACGACCGGGACUGGCUCAACUCUGGCCAGAUGUAUGGCCUGUCCUUUCUGGGCGAGAACUACUCCCACCAGAACGGCAGGAAGAUAACAGCCACGCACCAGCUGCUGGGGGACGUGCAGCGCGUCUUUGAGGUUCUGAGCGGCCUGCAGCUGAAGAUGAGCAUACUCCAGGCCCAGGCACACCCUGACCUGAAGCUGUGGCGCCAGCCCUGGAAGCAGGCCGAGCACUCCAAGAGGAAGGCAGGCCCGUCGGAGCCAGAAUCGGCAGCCCCCUCCCCGUCCCCGUCAUCCACAGACCCCUACAUCAGGACCUCCGCCGACCCAGAGAGCCACGGAAGAUGGGAAGCAUCCUCCCAGGACAAGCCGGGUCGUGUGGCCUCCUUCCAGGACUCCUACAUAAGUAGCGAACACUGCUACCAGAAGCCUCGCACCUACUACCCGGCUGUGGAGCAGCGCCUGGUGGUGGAGACGCGCGGCGGCUCGGAGCUAGAGGACAGCCUGCGCAGCACCGAGGACCUGCUGGAGAUGGAGCAGAGGUACGCCGGCGAGGCACUGGGCCGCGACUGGUCCAAGACUCAGAUGGCCAUCAGCGUGAAGGAAGAGGACGACAGCAAUGCCAAAGAGCUGGAGUGGAGUAAGAUGCUGCAGAACGGAGAGGUGGAGAGGGGCGGAGAGCCUGACGUGAAGGUGGAGGACUUGGAGGACAACGUCGACCCAGACCCUGACCUGGUGCUGCAGCAGCAGUGGCAGCUCAACCUGCUAGACCACAUCGAUGCCGUGCAGGACGAGGUCACCCAUCGGAUGGAGCUCAUCGAGAGGGAGCUGGAUGUGCUGGAGAGCUGGCUGGAUUACACAGGCGAGCUGGAGCCCCCUGACCCGCUGGCCCGCCUACCUCAGCUCAAGCACCGCAUCAAGGAGCUCCUGACCGACUUGGGCACCGUGCAGCAGAUUGCAGUCUGUUCCUCGUCCACAUGAUGGCACCACACCUCACGGGGUGCCAAUGGAGCAAACCAAGAAAGCAGACUGGCACUCCACAGCUAGGCAGAUUAAUAAUAACAAUAAUAAUAAUAAUGAUGAUGAAAAAUAAUAACCACAUAACGAAAGGCAUCCAUCCACAGCCCUGCAAGAAAAUAGAAACAGUCCCUUGGGCUUUCUGUUGAGCAGAACUGUAAAUGGGCAGAUACGGGGGUGAUGACAGGAGCAGAGAAACAUUGUAAUUUUGGCUUAUGCCUUCCCCAAUUAAACCUUCUCCCCCCUGGUAAUGGAGGCGUUCUAGUGUCCUUUACUGCUUUUCUUGCAAACUUGAGAUGCAACAGAGGGCUGCAAACAUGCAAUGCAAGCAAGAAAACGCGGAGCACAAAGCCUUGUUUUAGCGAUGACCUUUUUAUGUAUGUCAUAGGGUGUCCUCUCUCUCAUAGUCACUCAACAUGUCUUGUAAAAUAUCCUCUUCUGAAGUGUAUCUAUGUUUUGUUAAAUGUUCUGUGCAGUGAAUGGCUUUGGAAUGGAGACAUAACGACUCUGGCAAAGAGCUAAAGCAUAAUGUCAAUUGAAAAAGAAUAUAUAUUUUUUAUCUGCAGGUCUUUGCAUUUUCCUUCUAUAUUUCUACUUAAUACAGUAUGUAAUAUAUCCUGGUGUUUCGUCGCAUCAAAACUACUUGCUGAAAACAAGGGGUUGACUUGAUUGUCAUGUUGAUUUUGAAAUUAUGUCACUUUUUGUCCAAAAAUAGUUAUGCAGAAUCUGCAUGUUAUAUUAAUAGAAACUGUACUUUUCUUAAUGAUUACGGCAUAUAAUGGUAAUGCUCUUUGCUGUCCUGACUCUUGCUUAUUCCAACUGAAACUGUCCGCUUUCUAUGUGACCCUAAUUGAAAGAUGUCACCCUGUGAAAUAAUCUUUUCAUUUCAUAGGGAAUUGUAUAGUACUUUUAUAUGUUUUUAUUUUGUAGCAUUCAUAUGUACAUUUAAAAGACAAAAUCUUGUAUUGACAUCAUAGCCUACUAGUACAAAUAUGUCUUUAAUUCUUUUUUUUUCUCUGUCAAAAGGCACCAGAUGCCAGAAUUUAAUUUAUUGUGCUUGAUUUUAUUUAUUGACUCUAUGUGAAAUGUUAAGCUGAGAGUAGGUGUCUGCCUAGCACCCAGGGUAGUACUUGGAGAAAAAUACUGCAUAUGGUGUGUGUCGUGUGUGGGCCAAAGCCCACGACCAUAUGGCUCCUCCGUGCGCAGGCAAAUAGAGGGACGCUCCCAGUUUUUUAAUUGUUUUUAUGUUCGUUUUUUUUUUUUAUUCCAUGUCCAGUAUUCUUAUCUUCUUUUUGUUGAGGAGUAAUCUCGUUGCUUUUCAAUGUGCACGUUUAUCUGUCUGAUUUGUUUGUUUCUUGUCUUUGUUUAUGCCUUCUUACCUCUGCAUGUAGAGUAUGGUGAGCUUGGGCCACUUUGUAUUCUUUCCUUUUGUAUAACAGCCAGUGCCCCUUGUUAUCAUCAUAUCAUUUUUUGUAUCAUAUUUUGUCCCCUGCCUGUCCAGAAAAAAUAAAGCAUUGUAUUCAAGAGUAGACACGUAUUAAAGCAAACUGUUAGUUUUAUUAUGA
This is a messenger RNA of Clupea harengus (Atlantic herring), 5287 nucleotides long. It is a transcript of the gene phf20b, whose product is annotated as PHD finger protein 20, b. Gene Ontology annotation, cellular component: MLL1 complex; NSL complex. The record is from RefSeq and is a predicted model, not a curated record. Gene Ontology annotation, biological process: regulation of transcription by RNA polymerase II. NCBI's taxonomy places the organism in Eukaryota, Metazoa, Chordata, Actinopteri, Clupeiformes, Clupeidae.